AUGCCAGAAGCAACACCCUGGAAGGCCUGUGCUGGCUUGGAACGAAAGGUUGCUACAACUGCGGAGAAGUGGGACAUCUCAACCAGAACUGCCCAAAGAGAGGAAUCACUUGUUUCAACUACCAGAGCAAGUCAUUCAUUCAUGUCAUAUGCAUGUGUUGAAGUACUAGGAGAAAAACCAGAAAACUUGAACUGUCGUAGGAUUGUGGCAACCUCAAUGGGGAAGUCUCUAGAAACCUCUUCAGGAUACAAAAAUAUGAAGAUUCAGAUAGGAGAAGUUGAGUUCCUGGUGGAUCUGAUCAUUCUGGAAUUUCAGGAUUUUGACGUGAUUCUAGGAAAAGACUUCCUAACCAAAUACAACGCUACAUUGGACUGUAAAGCUAAGAUAAUCUGUCUAAAGAGCAGAGACUCGAACGUCAAGUUUCGAGGGCAAAAGAGGGCAAGUGAACGAAAGUGGAUCUUGGCUCUAAAAGCUGAGAAACUAUUACGUCGAGGGGCUCAGGGAUACUUGGCUUGUGUCCAAGGGAAAAGCGAGGAACCAUUAAAGAUCAAAGAAGUGCGGAUCGUUAGAGAGUUCAGGGAUGUGUUUCCCGAAGAAUUACCUGGAUUGCCACCCUAG
This is a messenger RNA of Diospyros lotus (date-plum), 618 nucleotides long. RefSeq lists its product as uncharacterized. The transcript is spliced from 2 exons. The record is from RefSeq and is a predicted model, not a curated record. NCBI's taxonomy places the organism in Eukaryota, Viridiplantae, Streptophyta, Magnoliopsida, Ericales, Ebenaceae. The coding region runs from base 1 to 618 and encodes 205 amino acids.